Molecule: messenger RNA, 1545 nt
Organism: Aspergillus candidus
Lineage: Eukaryota; Fungi; Ascomycota; Eurotiomycetes; Eurotiales; Aspergillaceae
Product: cytochrome P450
Exons: 8
Coding region: 1-1545 (514 amino acids)
Molecular function (GO): iron ion binding; heme binding; monooxygenase activity
Source: RefSeq, a predicted model, not a curated record
AUGACGCUCAUCCAGUUUGCAUCUUUCCAUGAGACCGCUAAGGAUCCCAUUAGUGUUAUACUGUCGACGCUAUCGUUGGCAUUGAUCUACUUCAUAUACCAUGAUUUCUCUCAGACGUACAUCAAACGGCCGUCCCAUUUUAUCCGCAAGAAGCUCUCAGAAUACUUCAGCAAGCCAAAGUUCGAUGCACCACUGGUCGAACUCAGACCUGGCGAGACGUACCGUGAGGUGCUCGCCAGAGGGUCCGCUAUGUAUCCCGACCGGCUCUACAAGAUCAAGCAUUUUCCCGACGAAAUAGUUAUCCUGCCCGCCAGUUGUGUGGAGGAUAUCAAAGCGAACCCAGAAUCGAAAUUGAGCUUUCAACAAGGUUCUUACGACUUCUUUGUUGGGGAUUUCACCGGCAUCACCGGCCACGAGAAGGCCACUGCAACGUUGAUUCGUCGCGACGUUGGUCGUCUUCUUGACCAGGUGUACGAAAUUGUCCAGGAUGCAGCGUUGACAUCUAUUCUGGAGGAAAUCGGACCCUGCGAAGAAUGGACUGAGAUGGUCCUUUACCCCCGAAUCGUCCGCAUGAUCAUCAAGAUUUCCCAGCGGGUUUUUGUGGGGGAGCCCCUGUGCCGCAACCCUGAAUGGCUUAAAGCAAUCCAAGAUUGUACCGGCGGCGCAUUCAGUGCUGUCCCCAAAUUGUGGGAGUAUCACCCACUCAUAAGGCCAUUUGUUGCGUGGCGGAUGCCUCAGCUCCGUGCUAUCAAGAGACACAAGCAACGAGCCGCCCGCCUACUUGCCCCUAUCUUGGAACAGCGUUUGGAUGACAUGAAGAAGCCCGACUUCAAAACGCCACCUGAUCUAAUCCAGCUCGUGAUUGACGGAUCUCCAGAUGGAAAGGGACGGAAUCUCGACUAUCAAGUGUCCGCUCAGGUCGGCACGGGCCGGGCUGCGCUGUUUACGACAGCAACAACUGUCUUCCACAUUUUGUACGACCUAUGUAUUCGCCCGGAAUACAUUGAACCCUUGAGGAAAGAAGCUCUCGAUGUCGGUGAAGUCUCCAUGACCCGUGCCAAUGUCGCCAAGCUGGUCAAGCUUGACUCGUUUAUUCGGGAAGCGCAACGGUUCAACAAAUUUAUGCUAGUGGGGACUAUUCGCAAGGUUACAAAGCCAUUGAAGAUUGCAACCGGCGAAGUCCUGCCAGUCGGGGUCAUUUGUGGCGUGGACACCCAUUAUAAUCAUUUCAGCCGGUCGAAUCUGGAGGAUCCUGAAGUAUUUGAUGGUUUCCGGUUUGAAAAACUCCGGUCACAGCCUGGUAACGAGCAAAAGUACCAGGCCGUCUCCAUCGCAGCGGACCACCUCGUAUUUGGGUAUGGUACCCAAGCUUGUCCUGGUCGGUUUUUCGCCAUGCAUGAAGCCAAAGUUGUGGUGGCUCGAAUCCUCCGCAACUAUGAGUUCAAGCUGAAGAAUCCCCCUAAGGAGCAGUCGGUGAUGGCCGGUCUCGAAGGCAUUCUGAACAAGGUUGAUGGUUCGGUGCAGUUUAUGUUCAAGCAUCGCUGA